Messenger RNA from Pisolithus orientalis, 1795 nucleotides. RefSeq lists its product as uncharacterized. Lineage: Eukaryota; Fungi; Basidiomycota; Agaricomycetes; Boletales; Pisolithaceae. The coding region runs from base 421 to 1644 and encodes 407 amino acids. The record is from RefSeq and is a predicted model, not a curated record. The transcript has 6 exons.
GCACGAAUUAUGUCAUCGUCGCUUACUCAUCGGCUUUUGCCGGCUUGUUCCAAGCCGGUUCCAAGUACUACAGUUGCAGUACAAGUGGGUGUCUGGUCUCCUGUGCAAUUGCACGAAACCAAAAGCAACUGUAUCGAUGGAUUGAUGACAAGGAAUAGCCCUCAGCGCUCAAGCUGGAUGUUCAAACAGAGGUGUUGUUGAUCUAUCAUCUAAUGAUUCCAGCCUCGCUUCCCGAUCAGACGUUUGGGCGGCGGUGGGUGGCACCAGUUACCCCUUGCUGGGCCAACCUGUGUGAAGGCCUGUUCAGUCACCGCCCCUUGGUCUCUGACGGCGUUGUCAGGUUCCUAGCCUAGAAUGCAGUAGUGCGUGACUUGAUUCAUCAGGUAUAUAUCUACGCAUCCCUUCUGCCUGGGAAGCCUCAUGGCGAUUAUCAUGGAUCCAAUCCUCUUACCAGAUUAUUCCCCUUCCAUGCCAGCACCAGAUUAUUCUUCGAUGCCUUUACCUGGAGAACAUUGCAUCCAGCGAACGCCUAGACAGACGCUGUACGAGCGUGGAAGCGUGGGGUUCAGCUACCAGGAAAAUGGCAUGUCUCUCAUGCUUCAUGGAUGUCGGGAAGAGGAAGGUGCUCCAGUCUUUGGCCUUUGCAGCACUGUUCAUGGCGAGUUCGAACCCGCCGACAGAGAAAAAAUCGUUUCUGUGUCCGCCAAGCUCCAAGGUCAUAUUUUUAUCAAAGAAGGAACGCGGGUAUCUUCUACAUUGCUUCUUUCCCAGCAACGUACAUUAUGGGAGAUGGACGACGUAGAAACUGUUUGUCCCGGCAUGCUACCACUUUCAGUGUCCUUUCCUGCAAAUUACUGGGACAAGGAAAACGAGCGUUAUAUUCGCCUGCCUCCUUCAUUCUCCAUCACGCGUCCACGCCGUGCUGCCGUUGUUUAUACGUUGAGCAUCCUCCUGCGGAAGAAAAGAGGUUCACUAUUUUGCUUAAGGACCGCAAGAGACCUGUCGAUGAAUGUUCAUCUUCGAUAUAAACCAAGAGUACGGCCACCACGACCUGCCCCCAUAUACUUUUCGUCCUUGAAACAAUGUCCAGAUGAAUGGCAAGAGGAAAUAUGGUCGAUAAAUAGCGAUUUUCUACGCAACAACGGCUCUCUUUUUAUGGCGGAGUGCUAUUUUUUCCUUCCAUCCGUAAGGGUGUUUUCCAUGGCAGAGAGCAUACCAUUCCACCUAUCGUUUUGCGGUCCGAUAUCCUGCCUACGAAGGGCGACAACUCCAGAGAAGGAUGACGAGGGGGAGCUGAUCGUUGAGCCGAUACAUGUCUUCUUAGUCCGCCAAACGACGGUGCGUGGACCAGACUCAAAAGCUGUGCAAGAAGAGAUUCUCGGAAGAGGAUCUCUGAUCGUCGGCGAUGAAGCGAGACUGGACAAGAUGCUUCCGCAGGAUGCUGUAUGUAUGAGCUGGGACGGUGAACUGCGAUGUGAUAUGUCUCUCACAUGCAGCGCGUUCAGCACGCCUAUCCUGGAGGUCAAGGAUUACAUCGUCCUGUCAUUAGUCAAUCCCCUUCGGCCAAUGAAGAUGAUGGAGGCCGACGUCCACUAUGCUGUUCCUAUACGACUCGUUACGCACCCCUGGAUCGAUAGGUCUUGACUAGAUAGGGCACGCUUCCCCUAAGUUAUGAAGGUAUUCUAAUUAUAAUAUUUACGACUCUCGUCCUAGUAUGACUUGUACCACAUAUCCAUCACUUUGUCAUGACACAGUAUCAUAAUGGUUCUUGUCUUGUGUCCUAAAACAAGCCCAC